Molecule: messenger RNA, 3543 nt
Organism: Lagopus leucura (white-tailed ptarmigan)
Lineage: Eukaryota; Metazoa; Chordata; Aves; Galliformes; Phasianidae
Gene: ZHX3
Product: zinc fingers and homeoboxes 3
Exons: 4
Coding region: 342-3119 (925 amino acids)
Biological process (GO): regulation of transcription by RNA polymerase II
Cellular component (GO): nucleus
Molecular function (GO): DNA-binding transcription factor activity, RNA polymerase II-specific; DNA binding
Source: RefSeq, a predicted model, not a curated record
GGUGCCACCGUGUGUGUGAGCUGUGCUGUUUUCCUUCUCUCUCUUGGUUACUAUGGUGCUGGUGUGUGAAAGCAGCUCCCCGGCUCCUCUCACACUCUGAGUCGACUACUGGCACUUUAAAGAUGCGUACAAGCAAAGAAGAACAACUGGAAAAUGAAGGGUUAAGGACGUGCUCCGUUCUGCAGGUUCAGUGGCAAAUAUGAACAUUUGUCAACAUUUGACAUCAGCUCCUUGGGACAUCAUGAAUUUGCUGGAAUCUAGAAGACAGAGCACUUGCAAUAGCGCUUUUUAAAUGUUAAUUUAAUUUAACUUAAAUAGUAUCAUCCAGAUUAAUUGUAGCGAUGGCUAGCAAAAGGAAAUCUACGACUCCUUGCAUGAUCCCAGUAAAAACACUGGUGCUUCAGGAAACUGAACUGGAGACUGUUGAAGAGGAACCCGAAGGAACACAGCAAGAUGCUCCCACUGAAGGGCUGGCCUCGAGCAAUGCUGGUGCCACCACCAGCAGCAGUGAAGCAUUGUCCAACGGGUACCGCAGCAUCACCGAUGGGGACUCUUACAUCUGCAAGGGCUGUGACUUUGGGUCUCAAGACGUUCAGCAUUUCUUCGGGCACCUGGACUCUGAGCACUCGGACUUCAGCAAAGAACCCACGUUUGUGUGCGUUGUGUGCAACUUUCUGGUGAAAAGCCAUGAAGGGCUCUCACAGCACAACGCAGAGUCGCAUGGCAGCGAAACGAGCUUUGUCUGGAGGGUGGCUAAGCAGGACAGUUGUACGGUUGUGGAGCAAAGCCUUGCGGAAGCUGCUGGCAGCCAUGACCCUCCGGGAGAGGUCCCUGAGGAAGUGGCAGACGGUCAGUCUGAAAUCAUCAUCACCAAAACCCCCAUCAUGAAGAUAAUGAAAGGCAAACCUGAGGCCAAAAAGAUCCACACGCUGAAGGAGAAUGUGCCGAGUCAGCUGGGUGCUGAGUCGGAGACAAAGGACGGAGAGGCUUCGUUCACCAGCGGCUCGGUGCCGGUCAGCCAGGCCACCACGAGUGCCACAAAAUCAUCUCAUGUAGUGAACGGCUCCAUCAUUGGAAAUGUGCCCGUUCUGCCAGCGGGUGUUGCACAGCUUGUUUCACUGCAGCAGCAGCCUCCCCUGCAUCAGCAGCUACCUACGUCCAAGUCCCUUCCCAAGGUGAUGAUUCCCCUGAGCAGCAUUCCCACGUACAAUGCAGCCAUGGACUCCAACAGCUUCCUGAAAAACUCUUUCCACAAGUUCCCCUACCCCACAAAAGCUGAGCUCUGCUACCUGACCGUGGUGACAAAAUACCCCGAAGAGCAGCUGAAGAUCUGGUUCACUGCUCAGAGGCUGAAGCAGGGCAUCAGCUGGUCCCCAGAGGAGAUAGAAGAUGCCAGGAAGAAGAUGUUUAACACGGUCAUCCAGUCCGUGCCGCAGCCCACCAUCACAGUGCUGAACACGCCUUUAGUUGCCAACCCUGGCAGCGUCCCACACCUCAUCCAGGCAACUCUGCCGGGCCACGUGGUGGGGCAGCCCGAGGGCACGGGCGGGCUGCUGGUCACACAGCCCAUCACGGCCAAUGGGCUGAAAGGCACCAGUUCCUCCUUCACCUUGGCAGUGAGCUCUGUCCCCAAGCCCCCACCGGCAGCUCAGCACAGCACGGUGAGCUCCGGCAGCGCCUCAGCACUGAAGGUGGUCACAGCCACCCCGUCGGUGCUCACCGCCUGCCCGGCCAUCUCCUCACAGACCUUCCUGGAUCCCAAUGUCUUCAAGAACAAAAAGUCUCACGAGCAGCUCUCUGCCUUGAAGGGCAGCUUCUGCAGGAAUCAGUUCCCUGGGCAGGCUGAGGUCGAGAGGCUGACAAAAAUAACUGGCUUGUCUACAAAGGAGAUUCGGAAGUGGUUCAGUGACAGGCGAUACCACUACAGGAACGUGCGAGGCGGCAGGGCCAUCUUCCCUGGAGACAGUGCUCUCGACUCUCUGCCUGAAAUUCCCUUUGAGGUGCCUCCCAAGGGAGUGGAGCUGACGCCUGCGGCCAUGCCAGUCUUGCAGCACCCGGGCAGGCGGCAGUCCUGGCACCAGGCACCUGACUUCACGGCCACCAAGUACAAGGAGCGCGCGCCAGAGCAGCUGAAGGCCCUGGAGAGCAGCUUUGCCCAAAAUCCUCAGCCCCCGGAGGAAGAGGUGAAUCGCUUGAGGGGGGAAACAAAGAUGACGCGGAGGGAGAUCGACAGCUGGUUCACAGAGAGGAGGAAGAAGAAGGUGGCGGAGGAGAGCAAGAAAGCGGAGGAAGCAGGGCAGCAACAGGAGGAAGAGGCUGAGAACGGCCGUGGGGAAGGAGAAGACUCUUUGGAUGACCUGAGGGCCCUGGGUGAGAACUGCUCGCUCGAUGCCUCUGCCAACAACCCCAACUCAGCCGAGCGCAAGGUGAGUCCCAUCAAAAUCAACCUGAAGAACCUCCGUGUGACAGAAUCCAACGGCAAGGGAGAGGCCCCCGGCACCACUGCAGGUGAGAAGGGGGACAGCGGCAGCAACCAGCCCCCCAGCCCUCCCAAACCCAAACUGAACUUUAAGAAAACAGCCCAGCAGCGGCACUUACUGAAGCAAAUGUUCGUGCAGACGCAGCGGCCGACCAACCAGGAGUACGAUGCCAUCGUGUCGCAGACCGGCCUGCCGCGGGCCGAGGUCAUCCGCUGGUUUGGUGACAGUCGGUACGGCUACAAGAACGGGCAGCUCAAAUGGUAUGAGAACUACCGGCGGGGCAUCUUCCCCCCCGGCCUGCUGGAGGUGAGCGCGGCGGGGCGGGAGGUGCUGGAGGAGCACUACAAGAAGCACAAGGCGCUGCGUGAGGAUGAUCUGCCUGGGCUCUGUGAGCGCACCCAGCUCAGCGCCCAGCAGGUGAAGGUGUGGUUUGCAGCAAAGGUGGAGGAGGAGACCCGGAGCACCUCUGAGGAUGCCUUCUCCAGCAGCGAGCAGUCGGGGAGCCAGAAAGGGCCACCUGAUGCUGGCUCGGAGGUGUUGGAGAACAGCGAGCCCUGGGAGCCGGGCGGUCCGGAGGGGGCAGCUGAGCCCCCUGGAGCCCCUGUCCAGCCACCUGCCACACAGCUCGAAACAGACUGAACUCAAACCACUUGUCCCAGAGGAUCCACUCUUACCUUUGAGAAGUUUUUGGUCUUUAAGAAGUUGAUGGGCCAGUCUGAUACAGACGUCAGGAACAGGACACGGUGAUAAAGCACUGCCAUAAAUGAGACCUUUGAGUGCAGCACGAGAGAGAGUGCGAGUGUAAACUGGGCACUGAGUGCAGAGCUCUGGCCCAGCCCAGGAGACGGCUGAGGGCUGGCAGAGAUGGGGGCUGUGGGCUCAGCUCACGCCCAAGAAAUAGGAUGCUCUUGUUUGCUUUUCAGUGGACGAACUUUCAGAUUUCAUAUUCAUAUACCGAUGCCUACAGCUGCCUAUACAAGCAUAACGAAUCUCAGACAUUGUGUAAACAAGGUCAUUGCUUAGAUAUGGACUAUUAUGGCACACUACAUUUUUUUCAUCUGUC